GUGACGCUGACAGAAACUUAAGCUACACGGGAAGAGAGAUGUUGACGAAAGCAUGUCAGAUAUGGGGAACUGUUCUAGUAUCAAUAACUUUGUUGGGAUAUACCAGAGUCAACCAAGAUAUCUGCAACUCCAGCGAAAACCCAUGUCCACGGGAAUGUUUUAAGGAGGAAGAAAAGUGUGACCAGCUGUGCCAUAAAGGCAACUAUAACUGUUCUCUUGAAUGUAACGGAAAGAAUUGCGACCAAGAUUGCGACGCUGAAAGCUGUAACCUAGAGUGCAGCAGUAAAGUGUGUGAUCAAAAGUGUAAAAACAACGUAAAAGAAUGCAACAUGCAUUGUAAUGCUAGUAAAUGUAAACAGACGUGCGACGCUAAUGAAUGUCACAUUACAGGAAGUGCAAUCCAGGAUAUACUCGAACAGAAAUGCAACGGAGGAAUAGAUAUAUGCGAUGCAAAAUGCUACGUGAGUAGCGGUAAAUGUUUGCAACAUUGCGAUGCUAAAAUAUGUAAUCUGAAAUGCUGCGGGAAAGAGUGUGAUCAGAAGUGCAACGGGAGAGUAGAUAGAUGCAAUAUGUUUUGCACUACAAAUGAGUGUAAACAAACGUGCGACGCUGGCUCUUGUAACACGACAGAAAUCCAGCUAGUCAAUUCACUGACUGAGCAGAAGCGCACACCAAAUUUCAAUUACAGGACUUUAUAUUAUUGUAACUGCCUCAGCUACGACAACUGA
Messenger RNA from Stylophora pistillata, 728 nucleotides. RefSeq lists its product as uncharacterized. Gene Ontology annotation, cellular component: plasma membrane. NCBI's taxonomy places the organism in Eukaryota, Metazoa, Cnidaria, Anthozoa, Scleractinia, Pocilloporidae. Gene Ontology annotation, biological process: cell surface receptor signaling pathway; G protein-coupled receptor signaling pathway. Gene Ontology annotation, molecular function: G protein-coupled receptor activity. The record is from RefSeq and is a predicted model, not a curated record.